ACACACACACACACCCUCUCUCUCUCUCUCUCCAAAAUCACCAUUCUCUCUCUAAAAUCAAUCACCCUUCUUUAUUCAACCACCACUAGUGACAAUAACCAUGGCAACACAACUAGCCCUUCAAUACUACGGCCACGCCACCAAGACCAGGCCGUCCGCCCUCCUAAACUCCAUAUUCAUGACGACGGUGAACGCGGCGGCGAAGACCCUCGUGGCGGUGGCAUCGAAGACGAAGGCGGAGCACGUGGACCGGUGGCGCCCCGCGGACCACAUGAGGUACAUGCUCAUGCUCAUGACGUGGACGGCCGUCUGGCUCCUCAGGGUCUUGAUGGACCAUUUGCCGACUUCUCUUGUGGGGUCGUCGUAUUCGUCAUCGUAUCUCCUCCAGGGAUACUCCUCCGCCACGGCCGGCGGGUCGUUCGACUUCCCGCCGUUGCCGUCGUCGGCUUUGACCCCUUCUUCUUCGCUGGAUUUGGUGCUACAUGAUGGCUCCGAUGGGCCUUUGGCUCAAGGUCUUGGCAGGUCGCUCACUCAUAUAUUCGCGCUGCUAAACGAAAUGUCAGCGUCAUCCCGGAAAUACCAGUUCGCGGUGGCGAUGGCCGACAAGAUUGUGGACGAGAACACCCGAAACGGACACACGGAACUCAUGCAAAUCAACCGCAUUGCACUCUCCUCUGCAUUCGCCCGUACUCUACACCUCCUCUACCGCUCUCUCAAGAGCACCGGCCAAUCAUCGGACGAGUACUACUCUGGCCCACGCGCGUGGGCCUCACGAGUCAUACGCGCCCUGCCGAUGGGCUCGGUGUUGUACCCGUAUGUGAGGGGUCUGGGGAUAUGUAUUGGGACAAUUUAUUCCACGGUGGUGGCAGGCGGGGCUCAGGUUGAGAAGGAGAGGAGAAGGGCAGCGCGGGGGGAGGAUAGUGGGGAAGUGUUGGCGGAGAAGUACGCGCAAGAGUUGAUGUGGAUAACAAAUAAGAUGAUGAUGUGUGGGGCAGUGGAUGAAGCGGUAGUGCAGUGGAGUUUGGCAUCGGGUUUAGCUUCUCUUUCCCUCACUGCCAGUCCUAGGGUCCAAGGUUCCAUUGUUAAAAUAUCAUCCAUCCUAAUUGGAGAGCUUACAAGAGGGGGACUCGAGGUACCAGGCCAAGUAAAGUACAGGUUGUUAGUGCUUUGGCUUCCACUGCUUUGCCACGCAGAAAACGGCCUUUCGUAUCCAGUCUUGACCGGAUACGAGAAGAUCGAAACAGAGCGAACCAUAGACCAAGUCAUCGCAACCUUACCAUCAGCGGAACAAGAAGUAGUGCUCACGAAUUGGCUCCAAGACUUCUCCAUUACUUCCUCAGAUUGGCCGAAUCUCCAGACAUCGUACGACCGCUGGUGUCACUCCACUCGGAUAGUCCUCAUUGAGGAGUAUGAGUGAGCUAGCCUUGUGGCUGAUCGUGAAUCGCGAUAUAGAUAUUGGUGUAUCUUUUAUACGUUGUAAUAAUAGUAGGAGGUUCUUUAACAAAAAUGAAAAAAAAGGAGGGAGAGAAUAGUAGGAGGGUGGCAGCAGCUCUCUUUUUCUGCACGCGAGCAUUUAGUUAUCUACUACAGUACUAUUGAAGCAUAUAUUGGGUACUAUCCAUAGUAGUCGUGAAUAUCCCACGAAUAGGCAUGCAUGUAAUUC
Messenger RNA from Rhododendron vialii, 1663 nucleotides. RefSeq lists its product as uncharacterized. NCBI's taxonomy places the organism in Eukaryota, Viridiplantae, Streptophyta, Magnoliopsida, Ericales, Ericaceae. The record is from RefSeq and is a predicted model, not a curated record. Bases 101 to 1417 code for a protein of 438 amino acids. The transcript is spliced from 3 exons.